AUUAACUGUAAAAGCUGGGUGAUACCAAGUGCCGUUAGCGGGGGAGGAAAGCGGAGGCGCGAUUUCGGUUGUGUGGCCCAACCGGAAAUCGUGCGACACCGUCUCGAAGCGCCGCCAUGUUGGACCGUAGCCCGUUAACAGGAUAGAUAGAUAUAUAUCGGUAGGAGUACCACACAACUCCUUAUAGAGGCGAACGUGCUUUUUACAUCAUUAAUUCCAGGUGAUGUCUGGAGGCAGUCUCUGGAAUUAUGAAUAAACAUAGCAGCUGUCUGCAACGCCUGAAGACUCCAGCCUUAACUGCCAGCUCUGCUGGGUCAGAACCACGAGUCUUAUCUGCCAACGGCAAUCGGGGAAAAGUCAGCGAAAGUAGUUCUAGCAACGCCACCAAAGUGAAGAGGUGGAAAACAAAGAAGGAACGCAACAAUGCUAAAUUUAAGUCGCACAAAGAGACCUUCCAGAAGAAAGCCUAUCCCAGGGGCUUCCUAGAACGAUGCCACAUAAAUUCUUGUUCAAGCUGCUCUCAAAUGGCCUGUAAACCUGCAGUAAAAGACAUAUGUAACUUAAAGCAGGUCUUCAUAACUCAUAGUCGUCUGACUCAGCACCAAGGAAUAUUCAACCGAGAGAUCAAAUCUGUCAAUGUUGGAAGACUUGUAAAGCAGACGACAGAGAUUGAGACAGAUAAGACUGACGUCGGCAGUGUAACAAUACAAUCGGAGAUAAAAUCACCACAGAGCCAGAUAAACCUCAGUCUGGGCCGUAUUCCAAUUCUGGAAACGAGGGAUCAGGAAACCCUUACCUCUCUAAGUCAGAGUGCUUCAGAUAUACUGGUCCGGGGCCACAAGCCUGUCGCAAACACAGAACUGCGAGAGGAAGAGGAUGUCUCGGAAAUGCGCCUCCAGGGUGAUGAUGACCAUCUUCACAUCACACCACUGAGCAGUGGAACUAGAACUUCUCCCUGCAGAAAUCAAAUGGUACCGGUUCUAGAGGCUGUUGAGGACAUCCUUAACAUGCUGAGUUCAUGUUCACUAUUCCCAGGCCGCAACUUGGUGAGUGAGACUCGUCAAUCUAUAGCGGAAAAGGUGAAGCAGCUAUGCGGAAUACACCCCAACCUGUCUCCAGUAUCUGUACAGAGAGAGAUGGAUUGCAGCCGUAAAGUAAAGGAUGCUCAUAAGCUGAAAGACCCAGGAUGGAAAGAUGAGAGUGGAAGGGACGCCAGGAAAUGUGUCCAGCGGCCUCAGAGCAGUAGGCAACAGAUGCAGACGUCCUCCAGCUACUUCUUAUCAUUGCCCAGCGACAGUCCAGUCCACACUCUCAUAAAGAUGGUCACUCCAGAAAACCAUCAGAAGAUCACAGAUGAUCACCACCAACCUGUUAAUUCUGGAUCUGGUAAUAAACCCUCUCAUCGGUGCCAGCCCACAGCAGCUGAGGAUUCCCGAAAUCUAUUCACUAUCACCUCCAUAAACAUUCCCAAAAUGAGCAAAGAAAAAGGGAACACCUCAAGUUUCUGCAGGGCCAGGAGACCCAACAAGAUGGACAAUACAUCAUUAGAUGCUGAUAGGCCUCCUUCAGUAAGAUGGAAAUUAGAACAUGAUGAUUUAGAAACAUCGUUAUCUCACACAUGUAAUGUUCACCAACACUUCCACAAUCCGAAGGUGACUGAGCAUGAGUGUGUAACUAGACAGCCCUUGCGAGAAGUUCCUUCAGACCAGCUAAAUAAAACAAGCCUACGUACAACAGGCUGUUCUUCAGGUGAGAAAUUAGAUGUCCUCCCAAACAUCUGGAACUGCACUGCACAGAAAUCACCAAGUACUAAAAUAUUUGAUUGCCCUCCAGACACCAGAUUGUGUUACAGGGAACUAAUUCCACACAGGACUCAUUCAGAAAACAAUUUUGGAAGCCACCACAAUAUUUUUCCCGAAAUGCUGGAAACUAGGACCCUUGCUGCCCCAGAAAACUUCCAGUUUGUAGAUGCCUGGAACUUAAGAAACGUAGAAAGACAAAGGUCCCCCCUACUAGGCACAGGCACGUACUACCCUCAUGGGAUAUUCCCCCACCAAAACUAUAACUUGUGGCGUCCACCAUCUUCCCUAAGAGAGGAACCCGUACACAAAGUCAGCAUUGAGCAUGAUCCUGGCGUAGCAUGGAACGGCCAUGAGGACUGGGCAUAUGGAACAUCGUACUUAGAACAGCCCAAUCACAGCUGGGAAACGUCCAGAAUGAUGGCCCCAUAUUCAGAAUCACAAUAUUUACAGCUGGAUAACGGAAGAUCUUUAAGCAAGGAGCUGAUGGACAGCGCCGGCUCUGACUGGGUGUAUCCGAGAAUGAAAUUCUACUAACUGAGCACUCACUGUAGCAUCCCUUGUAUUGUGCACUGGUGAUUCCCUUAUACAUGGGAGCAAGCCCCUAAUGUGUCUUAUAUCCCAUUUUUACAACUGUAAUAAACAUUUUUUUUUUCAUGA
Molecule: messenger RNA, 2459 nt
Organism: Pseudophryne corroboree (corroboree frog)
Lineage: Eukaryota; Metazoa; Chordata; Amphibia; Anura; Myobatrachidae
Exons: 5
Coding region: 249-2336 (695 amino acids)
Source: RefSeq, a predicted model, not a curated record